This is a messenger RNA of Schistocerca piceifrons (Central American locust), 1202 nucleotides long. RefSeq names its product lipase 1-like. The transcript has 8 exons. Lineage: Eukaryota; Metazoa; Arthropoda; Insecta; Orthoptera; Acrididae. Gene Ontology annotation, biological process: lipid metabolic process. The record is from RefSeq and is a predicted model, not a curated record. The coding region runs from base 1 to 1197 and encodes 398 amino acids. Gene Ontology annotation, molecular function: hydrolase activity, acting on ester bonds.
AUGCCGCUGCUGCCGCCACUGCUUCUGGCGCUGACGGUGUCCGCUUUGCUGGCGGGCUGCUUCGCCGCUGCUUCGCCAAGCAACGACACCGAGAUCGACCCCAGGCUUUUGCUCACCACGGACGAGAUAGCACGCAUGGACGGCUACGAGUCGGAGAAGCACCUGGCCAAGACUAGGGACGGCUACUUGCUGACGUUACACCGUGUGAAGAGUCGCGAGGGCCCCGCGAAGAGGCCCCCUCUGCUCUUGCUGCACGGACUGUUUUCUGGGUCCGACGGGUUUGUCCUCGGGGGCCCCGGCCGCUCUGCAGCAUACGUGUUUGCAGAUGCAGGCUAUGAUGUGUGGCUGGGCAAUUUUCGUGGCAACUUCUAUUCCCGGAGGCACGUGUCCCUCUCUCCAGCUGAAAGGGCCUUCUGGAUGUUCAGCUUCCAGGAGAUGGGCGAGCAAGAUAUACCCGCCAUGUUGGAUGUGAUGUUCACAACUACUGCUGCACGGCGCACCUCUGUUGUCUGCCACUCUGCCGGCUGCACUGCGCUGCUGGCAAUGUUGGCACUACCGACAAGUCGUCACUCCCGUGCCAUCCGAAUGGCAGCAAUGCUAGCGCCCGCAUACAUACCUCAUCGUUCGAUUUUCUCCAACAUCUUGACACCAGGGUUAGUGCAAUAUGUAGAUCAACAUGGCCCAUAUGAGAUACUCCCCCGUUCCAAGAGUUUGCUGAUGUUACUUGAUAGGCUGUGCAGUGUCCACUCUCGUUACCUCAAUGUCUGCAAACUUAUCAUCAGCAUCACCACACAGAAAGAACCACAAGACAUGAAUAAUUCAAGACUGUCAUUUGAUAUUGCACACCUGGUUGCUGGAGCAUCAGUAUAUUCAACAAUACAUUUCAGACAGCUAAUAAAAUCAGGCCAGUUUAGAAUGUAUGAUUAUGGAGAAGAGGAUAACAUGAAACAAUAUGGUCAGCCAGAACCACCUCUGUUUGAUCUCAGCCAGAUAACAGCACCCAUUUCGAUCCAUUAUGGCCACAAAGAUACGACAGUAACCCAUGAGGAGGCCGAGAGGUUAUUUGGUGCACUUCCUCUGCGCAUUGGAUUAUUUGAAGUGCCAGAUAAAAAGUUCACUCAUAUUGACUUCCUUAUAUCUGACAAUGCCAAAGAAGUAUUGUAUGACAAUUUAACUAAGAUAAUAAAAAGUUAUUGACAAAA